CAUACGUAUAAAAUUAUAAAAUUAAUGUGAUAUGAUCAAAUGCAGAAUCACGUUCAUUUGGGAACUGAAAUUUUCCGUUUGAAUAUUGCAUUGAAGAAUUAAGUUUGUUUCAGAUAACUGUUUUUCGGUUUUUCGAAUUGGGGAAUCGUGAGUUGUCCAGAAACGCAUUUGAAAUCAGUAAUUAUUAUGUCGUGACUUGAGAGAUCAUAGAUAUUCCGUGACACAGUGGCAGAAUGUCAAAAGAUCACAGUGCUCAACUGAGCGCAGCCAUUCCCAUUGAUUCAGGUGUUGAUCCUUUGACAAGCAACCCGGAAUCCGCGGAUGCAGUCCAAACUACCCGACCAGCUGAGCUUCUGCUACCAAUUCCGAACGAUGUCGACAGCAUUGCGCUGCAGUCACCGAGUCCCAUGCCCACGGAGAACGCCAGCAAAAUCCUGGUCCAGCCUACAGCCAUUCCGGGAUGCCUCAAUGCACACAACGACGGGGCUUUUGACUGGGGUUGGCAGGGAUGUCUCGCAUACGGAAUGCAGACUCUGGUGGUGGUGCUCGAUGCUCGCACCAUGUCGAAGGUUCAGGUGUUGGAUCUGCAUAAACAUCACGUCGCUGUGGUUCGUUGGGCGCGAGAGAAUUAUUGUCAUGGUCCACGUCAGAGUUACAGUUUACGGUUGGCAUCAGCUGAUAUUCAAGGCUGCAUCAUCGUCUGGGAUGUUUUAAAAGGAGCAGCGCAGUCGAAAUUCGGGGAAAGUGAAGGUCCUGUUUUUGAUAUGGCAUGGCAUUGGCAUCAGGAUGCCACACAGGAUUUGCUAUUGUGUCUGCACGCUAAUUCCUGCUUGGUACUGUGGAAUGCCACAACCGGCACGAUGAUCUGGAAAAAAAUCUUUGCCCGAGUGGAUCAUCAUCUGGAAGCGUUUGACCUGGAUCCCCAUCAGCCCAAUCGUGCAGUUUUUAUCGCUUCUGAUGGCAUUUGGAUGAUUCAGGAUAUGUCGUUUUACAAAUCCCCUUCACAUGAUCUGGAGAGGAUAAGUUGGUAUCUGAAUGGCAGACUUACGGGUGUCCAUCGCGAAGGCUUGGCGGGCAAAGAUGUGGCAGUAUCCCCGACAUCCAUUCGUUCGGACAUUAAGCAGCGUGCAUCCAAGCUGCUUUCACGCAAUUCACUGGUUGUUUCCAACAUUCCGGAAGUUGACAGCAACAGUUUAUUGGAGAUAUAUUUUCAUCGAAAUAUGUAUAAUGUUCUUAUUGCGGUGUAUCCGCGGCAGAUCUUGUUCAUCAGCAUUCGCUAUGGUAGCGUGUUUCGGCAGAUUAACUCUGAGAAAGCUGCUGUUCCAUUCCAGUCUGUGAUUCCAGUACGGCAAUUGGAUGCAUUCUAUUGUCUCCAUACAAAUGGGUCCAUCAGCUUCCGUAGCGUUAGCAAGCCAAGCACUAACGCUCUUAUCGUCCCUUGUGAUGCUGUAAAUCAGCCGGAGGCCACGCGCCUUCUGAAACAUUGCAAGAUCUUUGGUUUUGCUGUGGAUCCUGUUAGCGAAAUGCAUUUAUCCGUUUUACUCAACGACGGCCGUAUUUUAGCUUGGAAGCUAGAUUCUGGCGACAACGAAUUACGUAUAUUACCGUCCAGUUUUAUUUCUCCACCAAGAAUAUUUUUGACAUGCAUGACCACUCCGUUGCAUUCUCCACCAUUAGUCAUCCAGGCCAAUCUACUAGUCAGUGAACGGGAUCAUCUGAUUGCAGUAGGGUCGAGCAAGGGGACAGUACAAAUCUUUCAACAUGGAAGUAGUAUAUUGUUACGAGAAUAUUUUAUCCAGAAUAACCCGAUUCAGGGAUUGGAAUGGAUUACACCGAGUUUAUUAUUAAUUUAUUCGUAUCCACACACCGGAAGUCCGGCAGCGUUAGUGCGCAGCGAAAUUGUUCUUCUAGACUUGCGAAUUGGCAGUGUCCGGCUUUUACGGAAGAGUGUGGCUGAAGAGUCGCCAAUUCGGACAGUCAAAGUUUCCCCCGCGAAAGACCAUCUUGUAAUUGUUUUCAAGAAUGGUGUUCCAGAAAUCUGGAAUAUUUUGGAAGGUCGUCAGUUGGUAUGGCACCGACCGCGCUCGGUGCCUCAUGCUACAGCUGCCGAAUGGGUUGUUGUGUUAACUCCGGCUGUGGACGACCCCGCGACAUCUGAUGCUAAAGUCCGAAAGGAACUGAUACUGUUUGUCGAUCUCAAAGGGCUUUUUCAGGCAUUCAGAGUGAAAGGCAAUAUCAUACAUGAAGACAAAUCAUCGGUAUUCACUACACAGGCCACCAUAGGACACGUUACAGCUAUGUGCCGUAAACGGAAUAAAAUAGUCAUGGGGGAUGUGGAUGGUAGCCUGAUAAAAUGGACACCAUCGGAAAGCUUAGCGGAGACUAAAAACUUGAAUAGAGGUUGGAUCAAAAACAUUAAAUUUGCUCCUAAAGAUCGAACAAUGUGGGCUGCUGUACUUUUUUCCGAUGGGCUGGACGUGUGGGAAAUAGAAACGAUGGAACUGAUUAAUCAAGUUAGACCAAAACUUUACAAAAUUAACUCCUUUGAUUGGGUGUCGGCGACGCACCUGGCUUUAUGCUGCAUGGAUGGAUGCAUCCGGAUAUACGACUGUCGCAAUUUUAUUACAUGCUCGUCUAUUGUCAAUGUGGAACUGCUGCAUGAGGACAUAAAAAAUCCAUAUUUAUUAUCGCAAGAAGCGAUACGCCAAGAAAAAGCAACUCGUUUAAUGCUGGUAAAAGAUCAUGAGAGCGACGAGGACGCGGCUACUUCCCUCAGGAAGCAAGAACUGGCAGAUUUGCGUCGUAGCUUUUCAAUGAAAACUCAAAGUAGUGCUGACCGUUGCUUCCUGACCAGCUUAUUUAUGGGGGAUGAAAGCGAUUAUCAUUUCUGGAAAGCGUGUCUUCGAUCCUUGCCUUCCGUGCAGAGCGCUUUGAAAGAUAAAUUAGGUUUACAAGAAAACUUCUUUCUUCUCGAUAAAGAUUCCUUGCAGGAACACGUUUUUAGCAUGACCAGUAUUGUUUUGGACGAUUCGACUGGAGUAAGCAAUGAAUGCACGCGGAAAUGCAUCCAAGAUCUGAUCUCAGUUGGGGCUAGCAGCGUUGCUGUAGAACACAUUCUUGGUUUGGACCCCAACGAUCCGAAUUAUUACACAGAUUCUCUUAAAGCUGCUUUGUUAACGAGUUUAAAUGGUCACUCAUCGGAAACUGUCCAAAGUACAAUCAAACUGGUUGCUACGAGUCUGAUCGCGAACACCACGAUGGCCAGUAGCGGCAUUGAGCUUUUGUGUAUGAUUGGAAAAAUGCUGGAAGCUUGUAGAUAUUUGCAGUCCUGCGGAAAAUACACUGAUGCGGCCAAUUUGGCUAAACUCUGCUUAUCUACUGUCGAAUCGAAAGAGAUUAUGACGAAAUGGGUCGAUUAUUUGUGUGCUCCUGAAAUAAACCAAAAGAGUUUGGCGUUGUUAAUUUGUUUACAUGCCGGAUUUUUUGAUCGUGCACUGGAAUUAAUGGCCACAUCCAGGCAGUUUGAACGAGCAGCCAUGUUUCUGCAGGCCUGUGAAGAAGAUGGCAUUCUGGAACCGAUCUUGCAAGGAAACCUUGCCAUGUGUGAAGCAGUUUACCUCGAAUAUGCCCGGUAUCUGCAUUCCAUCGGAUUGAAGGACCAAGCAAUGUAUUUUUGUGAUAAGGGCGGCAAAAAUGGGCGUCUACUUCGACAAGAGUUUGAAAUUUUAAAUCGUGAUCAUAACGUACAUUCGGGAUAACCUUCCCGUUGCGAUCAUUCCGGUGUCUUGAAUGAACGUGCCUCAAAGCUUGUUUCAUGUAUGUAAUGUGUGUAUGUUGAUUCUUAAAGAAUAGAGUAGUCUGUUAGUUUUCGCAAUUUUUAAUGGUUUUAAAGUUUACUACCCUUUUAUAAUCCCCGUUCAUCAGAAUGGCUGUUGACAGAUUCUGACGGAGUAUUUCGUUGCUAGAUUCUCAAUCUUCGCAGCUCAUAUGGAUUAAAUUUGUAUUGACUCGGAAA
Paramacrobiotus metropolitanus is the source of this 4015-nucleotide messenger RNA. Its product is annotated as WD repeat-containing protein 11-like. Gene Ontology annotation, molecular function: protein binding. Gene Ontology annotation, cellular component: cytoplasm. The coding region runs from base 234 to 3758 and encodes 1174 amino acids. The transcript is spliced from 10 exons. The record is from RefSeq and is a predicted model, not a curated record. NCBI's taxonomy places the organism in Eukaryota, Metazoa, Tardigrada, Eutardigrada, Parachela, Macrobiotidae.